Rhododendron vialii is the source of this 1784-nucleotide messenger RNA. RefSeq lists its product as uncharacterized. The record is from RefSeq and is a predicted model, not a curated record. The transcript is spliced from 2 exons. NCBI's taxonomy places the organism in Eukaryota, Viridiplantae, Streptophyta, Magnoliopsida, Ericales, Ericaceae. Bases 573 to 1766 code for a protein of 397 amino acids.
UAUAUAUAUAUAUAUAUAUAUAUUAGUGUGUAUAUAUAUGUAUAACUGACCUGCAUACUGUUUUUUUUUUAUUUGAACCAUGUUAAUCUCAUACAUUAAUCAUAUAGGACAUGUCUUCCUCAACGGGUGCUAGUAGUGCACCCAACAUUGUGGAGGGAUUAGUACUUUGGCAAUUUGUAACCAAAUUGUAGAAAUUUGGUGGAAAAGGAGGAAAUUUCAAAUGGAAGUGCAAUUAUUGUGGUGUAACAAAAAAUGGUUCAUAUACAAGGGUGAAAGCUCAUUUGUUGAAAGUUUCCGGAGAAGGGGCAGCGGCUUGUGAGGUUGUAACAAGUCCAGAAGUUGCAAAAUUUCAUAAAUUGAUUGAAGAAGAGAAAGCAAAAGCGGAACAAUCCCAACCGAAGAAAGUUCCAUUGCCUCCUUCUAGUGCCUCUCUUACGGGCACAAGUUUCAAUGAAACACAAGGAGGCUUGGGAUCGAAAAAGAGGAGGGCAAACACUAGGGAAAGUGAUAAUCCUGUCAUUAAAGCAUUCAAUGUUGGGGCUCGGGACCACUUACAUAGCGAAAUUGCUCGAAUGUUUUACUCCGGGGGAUUGCCUUUCAACUUGGCAAGAAAUCCACACUAUGUUAGUUCCUACAUGUAUGCUACGAAUCAUAGCAUACCAGGAUAUAUACCACCGGGGUACAACUUGUUAAGAACUAGAUUGCUUCAAAGGGAAAGGGCGAAUAUUGAACGGUUGUUGGAUCUUAUUAAAGGGACAUGGAAGGAGAAGGGCUUGACGAUUGCAAGUGAUUGUUGGAGUGAUUCUCAAAGAAGGUCUUUAAUUAACUUUAUGGCCGUCACCGGAGGUGCACCUAUGUUUCUUAAGGCUAUUAAUUGUGAGGGGGAAAUAAAGGAUAAACAUUUCAUUGCUUCAUUGAUGAAGGAGGUAGUUAUUGAGGUUGGGCCUAAGAAUGUGGUUCAAAUUGUUACAGACAAUGCUGCAAAUUGUAAGGCAGCAGGACAAAUAAUUGAAGCCCAAUACCCUCGCAUCUUUUGGACUCCUUGCGUAGUGCACACUCUAAAUCUUGCCUUGAAGAACAUUUGUGCCGCGAAAAACAUUGAGAAUAACUCACUUGUGUAUGAUGAGUGUAGUUGGAUUACUAUUGUCGUUGGUGAUGCAAGUUGCAUCAAGAAUUUCAUAAUGAAUCACUCGAUGAAAUUGGCUAUUUUUAAUGAGUUUGUUUCUUUGAAGUUGCUUUUGGUUGCCGAGACUCGCUUUGCUUCAUCCAUUGUAAUGCUUAGGAGGUUUACGCUCAUCAAGCAAGGUCUUCAAUCGAUGCUAAUUAGUACUCAAUGGAAUUCUCAUAGGGAGGAGCAAAGGGCUUCAUUUGUGAGGGAGACUUUGUUGAAUGAGAAGUGGUGGGAUAAGGUGGACUACAUUCUAUCAUUUACGGCACCUAUUUAUGACAUGCUUAGAGGAUGUGACACGGAUAAGCCUACUCUUCACUUGAUUUACGACAUGUGGGAUAAUAUGAUUGAGAAAGUGAAGUGUGUCAUUUACAAGCACGAAGAAAAGCAUUUGGAAGAUGAGAGCGAAUUUUAUGAUGUUGUUCAUAAAAUUCUAGUGGAUAGGUGGAACAAGAACAAUACACCACUUCAUUGCUUGGCACAUGCUCUAAAUCUAAGGUAUUAUAGUGACAUAUGGCUUGAAGAGGAUCCAAAGCGAGUUCCUCCACACAAGGAUGAAAAGGUCAUGAAUGAGAGAAAGAAAUGCUUGAAAAGGUAAUUAAAUGAUUCCAUGGAG